AUGGCCACCAAGGGAGGCAGAAAUGACUACCAUAAGAGUGACGUGGACCUCCUGUUACAGAAUGAUGAGCUGCAGAGCCCUCCUAGGAGCCCCCAGCAUGGAGACCGAACCAAGAAGCUCAGUGGGGACCAGCACUGGUCAGAGUGGGAGACUCGGCUCUGGAUGUUCACCCUCCUGGCUGGGGGACGUGCUUCCUGUACUCGGCUCGCUCCAGUUUGCCCAUUUGCGCUGUGUCCGAUGAGCGAGCAGUUUGGAUGGAACAAGAAGCAGACCGGGUUGGCUCUGAGCAGCUUCUUCUGGGGCUACUGCCUGACGCAAGUCGCCGGAGGUCACCUGAGCGACAAAGUCGGUGGGGAAAGAGUCCUCCUGGUGUCCGCUCUGCUAUGGGGGCUUAUCACGAUUGUCACCCCUCUGGCCGCUCGUGCAACCACAGCAUCCCUCUAU
This is a messenger RNA of Staurois parvus, 444 nucleotides long. The record is from the annotation of a GenBank genome assembly. Lineage: Eukaryota; Metazoa; Chordata; Amphibia; Anura; Ranidae.